This is a messenger RNA of Colletotrichum destructivum, 638 nucleotides long. Its product is annotated as Putative YjgF/YER057c/UK114 family, RutC-like superfamily protein. The record is from RefSeq and is a predicted model, not a curated record. Gene Ontology annotation, molecular function: deaminase activity. The transcript has 4 exons. Bases 80 to 571 code for a protein of 163 amino acids. Gene Ontology annotation, cellular component: cytosol; mitochondrion. NCBI's taxonomy places the organism in Eukaryota, Fungi, Ascomycota, Sordariomycetes, Glomerellales, Glomerellaceae.
UGCUCUCUCUCAACCGCCCCGAUCGAAACCCCCUCCAAUCGCUCGAAAAUUAAAUCCCCACGGUGUAUUUCUUUCCCAAAUGUCAUCGCUCCUUAGAUCCGUCACCAGAGUCUCAUCCCGUACCGCCAUCCGCCAAUCCACCUCCCUCCUGACAAAGUUCCGGCCUCAGCCCUUCAGCCUCCACGCCUCCAAGAUGUCUGACCAGUCCAUCGUCUUCACCAAGAACGCCCCGGCCCCUGUUGGUCCUUAUUCCCAGGCCAUCAAGACCCCCACCGCCAUCUACUGCUCCGGCCAGAUCCCCCUUACCCCCGAGGGCAACCUCCUCGAGGGCUCCAUCACGGACAAGACCAAGCAGUGCAUCGCCAACCUCGAGGCUGUCCUCGUCGAGGCCGGCUCCUCCAUUCAGAAGGUCGUUAAGGUUAACAUCUUCCUCGCCGACAUGGGCAGCUUCGCUGAGAUGAACGGCGAGUACGAGAAGUGGUUCACCCACAAGCCCGCCCGCAGCUGCGUUGCUGUCAAGACCCUCCCUAAGAACGUCGACGUCGAGAUCGAGGCCAUCGCCCUUCCCUAGGCGCCUCUUGGGUGUCGGAGCCAGGUAGAUUUACAAUUCAAAAUAGUCAAAACGUCAACACAACUCC